This is a messenger RNA of Sinocyclocheilus anshuiensis, 1098 nucleotides long. RefSeq names its product heat shock factor 2-binding protein-like. Lineage: Eukaryota; Metazoa; Chordata; Actinopteri; Cypriniformes; Cyprinidae. The transcript has 8 exons. Gene Ontology annotation, cellular component: cytosol. The coding region runs from base 1 to 1050 and encodes 349 amino acids. The record is from RefSeq and is a predicted model, not a curated record.
AUGAAAACAACCAAUACAGCUAAUGCUUCGUCUGUGUCAUCUGCAGGAGAGGAUGUAGGAUCAGACUGCUUUGUUCGAGUCAGAAAGCGAGACUUGGAGAAACUGGAGGCAGAAGUCAGGACACUACGAGAGCUUAUGCCAAAAGUAAUCAAUAGUGACUGUAUUGAUACUAUCCAUAAAGGACGGUCUCUGGACGCAUUUAAAGAGCGCAGUGACCGUGAGCAGCAGCAACAGAGAGAGGAUUGUCUGCACAUUCGCUCCAGACUAGAUGUUGCUCUGAGCGAGUGUCAGAGAGAGAGACAGGAGAAGUUGGUUUUAAAGCAGCAGUUAUGCGAGUGCAGAGAGGAGCUGCUGCAGCAGAAAGCAUUUUGUACUGAGCUGGGCACUGCAUCUUGCACCCUGCUCUGGAGUGCGUCCCAAAGGGAGGAAGCAAUCAAAGACAUACUGGCUGCUGGUAAACUGGAGCCCUUCCUGAGCAUUGCAGGUCAAACCUUGGAGACUUUCAUCAAGUUUCUGAAUGACGAGGCAAAGCCACAACAGAGUUGCAACUCAAAAGAGCAUCAUUUAGUUCUGGCUCUGGCUGGCGUUGUUACAAAUAUAGCUGCUGUGUCUUGUGGACGGGACUUCUUAUCCUCUUCUGCCCACAUCCUGUUGGAUACUUUGUUGCAGCUGCUGUAUCUAAUGAAACCAGGAGUGUUUCCAAAACUCAAAGUAUUGAUGUUAAUGGCUCUAUAUAACAUCACUAUUAGUGUGAAUGGGCUGAAGCUCAUAAGUGAGAGCCCUGGACUUCUACCUCUUCUGAGCACCCUUCUGGAAGACCCUGACCCAGAAGUGUGUCUGCAGUCAUUGAGGCUCCUUCAAUCCUUACUGCUGGAGAGAGAGGUCAUGUCACACAUGACAACUGAUUUUCGGAGCUCUUUUCCACUCAGUCGUAUCCACCAUCUAGCUUCAAGCCGCCACCCAGCUCUCAAGCAAACAGCUCAGGAGACACUGGAAGAUUUGGCUAGCUUUACCAACUCCCAGACUAAAGACUCAGAGAAGGAGCAGUGAAGCCCAGGUCUUCAUACUCCCUUAAAAAAGUAGGUCUAGGUCCAGCAA